CUCUUGGGACCUAACCCUAAGGGAUAGAUCCGGCGUGGAUUGCCGGGGAGCAACGCAAGUCGGGGGAGAUUCAUGGCUUCCACCGACGCAUUCAGUGGCGAUGAGACGGCGCCCUUCUUCGGAUUCAUUGGCGCCGCGGCAGCUCUGGUCUUCUCGUGCAUGGGAGCUGCCUAUGGAACCGCAAAGAGUGGUGUUGGAGUGGCGUCCAUGGGCGUGAUGCGGCCGGAGCUCGUGAUGAAAUCGAUCGUGCCAGUGGUCAUGGCUGGAGUGCUGGGAAUCUACGGCCUCAUCAUCGCUGUGAUUAUCAGCACGGGCAUCAACCCAAAGGCAAAGUCCUACUACUUGUUCGAUGGCUACGCUCAUCUAUCGUCCGGGCUGGCUUGCGGCCUCGCGGGUCUCUCGGCUGGAAUGGCAAUCGGGAUUGUCGGUGACGCUGGAGUCCGGGCGAAUGCGCAGCAACCCAAGCUUUUUGUUGGAAUGAUCCUGAUUCUCAUCUUUGCCGAGGCUUUGGCUCUAUACGGUCUCAUUGUGGGAAUCAUCCUGUCGUCUCGAGCUGGCCAGUCGAGAGGGUAAGCACAGCAGCAGCAAGAUUAAGGUGGUGCAUAAGCCAGCAUUCUAGCGCUUUUUUUUUCUUCUUACUACCUGUAUUAUUACUAUUCCUUCCAAUAAUCCUCGCUUUUCUCGUA
This is a messenger RNA of Selaginella moellendorffii, 686 nucleotides long. Its product is annotated as V-type proton ATPase subunit c2. NCBI's taxonomy places the organism in Eukaryota, Viridiplantae, Streptophyta, Lycopodiopsida, Selaginellales, Selaginellaceae. Gene Ontology annotation, cellular component: proton-transporting V-type ATPase, V0 domain. The transcript has 3 exons. Gene Ontology annotation, biological process: proton transmembrane transport. Gene Ontology annotation, molecular function: proton-transporting ATPase activity, rotational mechanism. The record is from RefSeq and is a predicted model, not a curated record. The coding region runs from base 73 to 573 and encodes 166 amino acids.